CUGAACGUCUCGUCGUACCUUAGUCAUUGUCGCAGAAGUAUGGUUUAUAUUGAUGGAUCAAAAUACUUGGUUUCGCGAUGGCUGGAAUCUCAUCGCCAUUAUCUCUAGAAUUCGCAGAAGUUUUGCAGUAAUUAGAACAAGAGGACCACUAAGACAACUUUUUUAGAACAAAUGGCAUACUAGAAAGAUAAUGCCGUAUUCCAAAGCAAUUCCCAUGUUGUCAGUGCCGUACAGAUGGCAUUGGUUUAAAUUGUUUUGGGUGCAGGGUAUCUACUAUGUCUACUUCCAAAGCAGGUACCCCUAUUUCGGACCGUGUAUAUUGCAACAUUCUGAAAUAUACCUCUACAAAAACCUUCAAGUGUAUAUUCUAAAAGAUUCUGCUCUUUCUUUUCGCCGUACCCAAAUAUCCACCUACAUCAUGGUAAAUCCUUUCUACUAUAGUCUUCGCUUGCUUAUCGGCUUAAACUGGUCUACUUCUGAAAGUUGCGAGAAAAAAACACUUCAAAAUACGCUACCCAAACUUUUUUUCGAUAAACCCUAAACAACUGUUAACUUGUUUGUUAGUCCCUCAUUACCUGUUGCAAUAUGAUCACCCCGAAAACAGCAUACAGAAUGCUUUACUACUCCCUUCCAUUUUACAUGUUGACCACCACCGAGUCGGUGAUGUUGCAUAUGGUAUUAGUAUUGUUUGCUGGUCUCCUUAGCUACAGUUUCUACAACGCUGCACAAGUGGCAAGCAAACUCAUUGCCGCCAACUUGUAACCACACAUAGUUGCCCCCUGAAUCGGUCUAUCCGUCGCAUGAUACUGUUUCAUGGAUAGACCCGUGUUAAUACGUCUUCUAUAAUGAAUAUACCUAAUAUUUUAAACGUGAACACGCAGGUGAAUAGCUGGUGAGUAUCCACCAUGUCUUUGUCUACCAUGAAGAUGUAAAGAGUUUGCAUUUGUCUCAACUAACUCUGAUUCUCUAGAAUACUAUAUGCUAUAUUAUGUCUAUCUCACUGGAUGUGAUGAAAAUCGCGUCUCAAAUAAACAGUACAUAUGUACAAACUGUCUACUGGUGUAAGAGCAAAAUUCAAGCCCCCGAGGCCACUUGGCAUUGCCCCCGUCAAGGAAUCCCCACCUACAUCACAGGGAGAUGGGAGUCUUUCCAAUAAAAGAAAACUUGGUCAAAUCACUCCAGUACACCGAAAGUUAUCACUGCAAUCUUCGAGUACUGAUUCGACACAAACCUCAAGUUCACAGAAAACAGAUGAAAAGUCGGGUAAACGGUUCAUGGUGCAAUGGAGAAAAGUCACAAACAAGAAGAAUAAAACAUGGGAUGGAGACGGCAUCAUAGAUGUCAAGGGUUCUUCAAUUACUGCAAAAAUUGACGGUAGAACCAUCACCAAGAUAAUUCCUAGAACCGAUGGUAUUUUCAAAGUGGGAGGCUACGAAUUGGAAGUGGACUGUGAAAUAGGAGGGUCUGAUAAGCAAGAACGCCCUCUCCAGCUUGAACAGGCCAAAACAACCCCCCAUCUUGCUCAAAUACCAUCGUUCAAGAAGCUUAUGCCCAGCUUAACCAAGGUUAAAAAACCACUUUUCCAGAAAACUGAAGAUUCAUUUGUGAUGAAGAAGGGCAAAGAGACUGAUACUGAUGUCAUUAUAGACCCAAUACUACUGAAAGUUUUACGUCCGCACCAGAAGGAAGGAGUCAGUUUCAUGUAUAAUGGGGUAAUGGGCUACAGUUUCGGAGCCAAUGGAGUUUUAUUGGCAGAUGAUAUGGGGUUGGGCAAAACUUUGAUGUCUAUAACGCUUAUCUGGACAUUAAUAAAACAAAGUCCAAACCCAGAAAAGAAAAAUGAAGCUAAUAAGGUGUUGAUAAUGUGUCCUGUUACGUUGAUUAACAAUUGGAGGCGAGAAUUCAAAAAGUGGUUAAACAUCAACCAGAUUGGCAUUUUGGUGGUCGAUAACAACUCCACUAAUUACAAACAAGACCUACGGAACUUUAGCAAGUCAUCUGCGUACCAGGUGAUGAUCAUGAGUUAUGAGAGACUAUUGAAUUGUGAAGAAGAAAUGCUUGAUAUUAAAUUUGAUUUAUUGGUGUGUGAUGAAGGACACAAAUUAAAGAAUAACACGAACAAGUCAUUGAAGAUAUUGACAAACAUGGAUGUCUCAAAGAAGGUAUUGUUAUCUGGAACCCCUAUACAAAACAACUUGACUGAGUUCUACACUUUAAUCAACUUUAUAAAUCCAGGUGCAUUUGGCACUUUUACCAGCUUUCAAAAGAAGUUCAUUAAGCCAAUCGAGAUGAGCAGAGAGGUCAACUGCUACAAUAAGGAAGUCAUCAAGAUGGGUAAAACUGCCAGUAAAGAGUUGAGUUCUAUUACAAAGACUUUUGUUCUAAGAAGAACAAACGAUAUUCUCUUCAAAUACUUGAGCUCUAAGACAGAUGUAUUGCUAUUUGUCAAGCCAAGCCACCAACAAUUAGAACUAUUUGAUCUAAUUAUGUCAAACUGCUCCUUCGCUGACUACGAUAAUAACAACGUCUUGAACCUUAUCAAUGUUUUCAAGAAGAUUUGCAACUCGCCGUCUCUUCUCCAGGAUGAUAAUCUAUUCAAUUCUCUUAGUGGCGGGUACAAAACGGAGUUACUGACUUCAAGCGGAAAAAUUGAUUUAUUAAUAAUGAUGCUUAUAGAGAUUAUCAACGAAAAGAAAGAGAAAUUGGUUAUCGUGUCAAACUAUACCAAAACUCUUGAUCUUUUAGAGAAGGUGUUGAAGAAGCUAAACUUUGAAUUCUUGCGAUUGGAUGGUUCAACUAAUCCUUCAACUCGUACGUCGAUUAUAAACCAGUUCAACAAUGUAUCUUUUCCUAGAUACCCCAUAUUUUUACUAUCUUCUAAAUCUGGAGGGUUUGGAAUCAAUCUUAUUGGUGCCUCGAGAUUGAUCUUAUUUGAUAACGAUUGGAAUCCUUCUAAUGACUUACAAGCCAUGUCAAGGAUAUACAGAGAUGGCCAAUUGAAACCAGUGUUUAUCUACAGGUUCUUUACCACCGGUUGUUUGGAUGAAAAGAUCUUUCAAAGACAGCUCAUGAAGAAUAAUCUCAGUGACAAGUUUUUGAAUGAUUCCAAGGCCAAUCUGAAUGUUUUUGAUAUGAAUGACUUGAAAGAUCUUUUCACUGUUCAUGAGUACACCAAUUGCAAUACUCACGAUCUUUUGGAAUGUGAUUGUGGAGGACAGGGAGAUACACAACAGCUAGAACCAGAAGUCUCCGAUAUUCUUACCUCAGAAGCUGAUAAUGAAGAUGCCCAACAAUCAGCAGUGAGAUCAUCUUCACUUCUGGAUGGUGGGUGGGUUUCAGCAUUGAACUAUAGUCAAAUGGAUCAGGCUGGGUCUAGAAAGAAGCAAUCCUUCAAAAAUGCAUUAUCUGAUUACAAGCAUCACGAUCCUAAGAUCAAUGCUUUCAAUUGUCCUGACGAUAUUGUUCAAACAAUUAUAAAGAAGACGAAGAGCAAUACAGCUAUUAGUUAUGUAUUUACUAAGGUUUCUAAUCCGGUCGGCAAAGGCCCGUUACUUGAAGAUAGCUCCAAAGAGAAUUCGGUUGAAUCUGCUACACCAGAAGUCGACCACUUUUCACCAGACCCUUUGAAUAAGUCUUCGCCAAUCUUCUAUGAGUCGGAUUACGAACCUCUGCAAUAA
Molecule: messenger RNA, 3677 nt
Organism: Yamadazyma tenuis ATCC 10573
Lineage: Eukaryota; Fungi; Ascomycota; Pichiomycetes; Serinales; Debaryomycetaceae
Source: RefSeq, a predicted model, not a curated record